AUAGUUAGCAGCUUUCUGAUGCUCCAUUUAUGUCUAUUGAUGUCACUAAAGUGGACGUGUAAAAUACUCAAACAUUCCAGUUUUAAAAAGAAAACCAAAUCAACAAUAAAUCGUCUGAAUCCACGUCCAAGUAGCAUUCGCCUCUUAACAUACGUAUACUUGAGGAUCGUGAUGGCUAAAUUACAAGUCCUCACUAGAACGUGACCGGCAAACCUUAGACUUUCCAACAAAUGCUCGCUUUCCCCUUUCGUUUCCAUCGCGGCGCCAAGCGGAGCCGCUGGGACUUUCGUCUUUGAUUACAACGUAUAUGUAUUGUGCAACACCAAACACAAGUCCCGUCAACCAAUUUACACUUACUUGACAAACUAUCUCAACUACUGCGCGUACAGACUGCUUGCACAGAGUAGAAAUUAAACCAAAUCUCUAAGUGCGAACACUAUUUCGUUUUCCAAGCGUGGAUUUUUUUAGUUCGUUUGCUUAGUCUGUACGAGCAUCGAGUGAUCACAAAUUGUUAACACAAAUAAGACGUCAAACGUUCAUUAAGUUGGGUCCAAUACGGUGACAGUUUUUGGACAGUAAUUUGCUGUCAAUCACCGUUUUCAACUUUCUGUUAUAUUGAGAGAAGAUGUGGAUUGAUUGCCAUUGGGUGGUGUAUGUUUCAUUUUUUAACUUGUUUUCCUUCAGAUGGAAAUUUUAGUGCAUAAACAUUGUAAUGUUUGAGUUUCUUCAACAUUAUAAUGAAACAUCGAAAUUAUGGAACAUGGUGUGUUGUGACAAUUUUAUUUGUUUUCAGGUAUUUAGUUAUAUUCAACUUGGACAGAGUAUUACCGAAAGUGAACAGCAGACAGAAGAGAUAUUUGCUAUUUACCUCGUCGACACAAUAUGGAGUAUUUGCGACGGUGUCCGUUCCGUUGCACCCAGAUACAACGACAAGCGUGGCGUGGUUUUAUGAAGCGAAUUAUUACAACGUUGCCAACGCCACAUACUUUCAACCAUUGCUCGGAGACAUCCCGUGGGGCAGAAGUGAAGAUAAACGCAGCACAGAUGACACGAAUGAGUUGCUGACUAGAAGACUACUGUACACUUCCAUCGAAGCUAUGUUGGAAAAAAACAGCUUUCCAGGUCGAGCAUGCCUGUUAAGGGCUAUCUGCGAGGCAGCCGCUUCCCAGUUGAGGGAUAAUGGCGUUUUGGGAGACCUACUGCAUCUUACACUGACGCCUUCAACAUCUAUGGAAGAAACAGAUGUAGAGGACUGUUUUUACGAGGCGGAGUACCGCGGGACACUGCACGACUGCGUCAAAUAUCUUCGUCACUGCCCGAUCAGCCCACUCGACUACAUAUCCGUCCAAACAGAACAACUCUUUUAUUAACGUUAUCAACUUGCAGUCUUAUUGAACUGUCUCUAUGAGGAGAAAAAACUGCCUGAUGAUUCAACUUGAGGAAAAUUCUAGUUUUAGUUAUAAGCUAGAUUUGUUUCCAAUAUGAUACUGAUCUGUCAAAAGUGAUGUUUUGGGUUGAAGACCCACAGAGUGUUACUUUUGACACUGCCAGAUUAGUAUCAUAUCAGUAUCAUAUUGGAAACAGAUCUAAUGACUAAAAUAGAAUUGGUCAGCAAAUCUCUGCCCAAUCGGAACAAAAUAUUCUACAAUAAAAUCGUCAGCUUUAAUGGAUGUUUGGUUUUCUAAGAGGCGAAGGAGCGCGAGCGGGAUCCUACACGACUGCGCCAAUUAUAUCUGAGAAUCUCCAACGAAUAUCUCAUAAACUACAUCUCCAUCAAAACGGAAGCACUUUAGGAACCAUAAUAUGAACUUACAGACUUUAGGGAUAUUCUCUGUGAGGCAGAUACUUGUUGUGCGGUAUUACAAAUCGGCGACAUCUACGACUACAAAACUUUGACACAGAUUUUUUACUAUGCAUAUUGUUGAUAAUUGUAACGUUUUCGUUUGCGUACCACAACCUAAUGAUAUUUUUUGAAGAUUCAGAGACUUCUUGUAAAAGACAUAGGUAGUAAAAACAUUUUUGAAAAAACAUUCUUUUCAACGUAUUUUUGGGCCAACCAUCUCCAGCUACCACUGACUUGACUGCCAAUUUUAUAAAAUAAAAAUAUGUUUUGUCAACCUAGCACUUUUAUUUUACAUAAAUAAUAAGUAUAUUAAAACUUUUUUUUUACUCCAAUUAAAAAUCGUAAUAAUUAAGCUAGUCGGAAUGGUAUCGAAUACCAAUUUCAAAUAUAACGGCCUCCUAUUCUAGUCAGUAGUGAGUAUGAGCAGGAGCUCUGGGUUCGAAUCCUGGUAAGGGUAUUUAUAUGUGUGUUUAUCAUAGAUAUUUUUUCUUCUGGGUUAUGGAUGUUUUCUAUGUAAUUAAGUAUUUAUUUGUAUAUAUCUAUUUAUAUAUAUAUAUAUAUAUCGUCGUCUAGUAUCGAGCGUUAUUGAGCGCACUGUGGGACUAGGUUGAUUUGUGUAAUAUUAUCCCAUAGUAUUUUAUAUGGUUCAAAGGUCGUCCUCAUGAUGUUUCACAAUGGGUAUAUAUUUAUAUAUUUAUGUAUCAUAUUAUUUAUGUACGUAUAAUUUUAUAUAAUUUUCUGGUUUUUUUUUGUCAUUUUACUCUGUAUUCUGACCCUGCACCAAUUAGGAUCUUUUGGUUUGGCUCAUGGUUGAGAAUGCCUUCUGGCAUUAAGUCCGCCAUUUGUACUCUUCAUGUUUUGUGCAAUAAAGUUUAAAUAAACAAAUAAAUAUAUAUAUUAAAUAUAAACAAUCUAGAAACCUAAACGCUAAGAGAAAAAGCCGUUCUAAAUAUGAUAUACGAAGACAUACAGAAUCUACUAAUAAUUGUAAAAUGAUUAUAAGUAAUAUGACUAGAUUUACAAUACGAUAAAUAGGAUAAUAUUAUUCAAUUACUGUAUGAUGUUUAUAAAUAAAUAAAUAAA
Molecule: messenger RNA, 2926 nt
Organism: Cydia pomonella (codling moth)
Lineage: Eukaryota; Metazoa; Arthropoda; Insecta; Lepidoptera; Tortricidae
Exons: 5
Coding region: 738-1370 (210 amino acids)
Source: RefSeq, a predicted model, not a curated record